AUGAAGACCGGUGCCUUUCUCUUGGUCACAGCAGUCAGCGCUGUUCUCACUGCACCAACCGAACCCGCCUUAGUCGCCAGAACAGACGCCGCCGCGGACACUCCAGGCAUUUCAGCUGGGUCGGCAUCAGCACCGGAUAUGCCUAUCAUACGACCAGGAGCACAGAACAGCAACGACAACAACGACAACCAACCAAGCGACACCCCCGGCAUAACCUCCCACCCGGGAAACGGCAGAUUCCCCCCUUUCACGCGCCCCCGACCAACCCCCGGAGGAGAAGAAGAAGGAGGACCAAGCAACAACUCCCCAUCCCGAGGCCCCUACUAUCGCGGUCCCACACCAGCAGGAAACAGCAACAACCGCCGUCCCACACAAGGAGGAGGAGGAGGAGAAGCACCAAGCGCGAAUCGUGCUCCGACGCGACAAGGGGGAGCACCAAGCGCUAAUCGUGCUCCUACAAGACAAGGAGGCGGAACUCAGUCCGGGGCUACGGCUCCUGCUAAUGAGGCUGUUCCGGAAAAUUCACCUCCGAGACAGACUGGAGGGAGUGGGAGUGGGAGUGGUGGUCAGCCUAGUGCGGGGGUUCCUGGAAUUGGACCUGUUGUUGGGGGAAGUGGGGGUGGGGAGGUGAUGUAG
Messenger RNA from Sphaerulina musiva SO2202, 636 nucleotides. RefSeq lists its product as uncharacterized. The record is from RefSeq and is a predicted model, not a curated record. The coding region runs from base 1 to 636 and encodes 211 amino acids. NCBI's taxonomy places the organism in Eukaryota, Fungi, Ascomycota, Dothideomycetes, Mycosphaerellales, Mycosphaerellaceae. The transcript is spliced from 3 exons.